ACUGAUAGACGGCACUGACUGGCAUCACUGCUGGUCACUGACUGGCGGCACUGACUGGCACAACCCCUGGGCACUGACUGGUGGCAAUGACUGGCAGCACUGGUGGGUGGCACUGGUGGGUGGCACUGGUGUGUGACACUGCAGAGUGGCACAGGUGGGUGCACUGCUGGGCACAGGUGGGCGGAGCUUGCGGGUGGCACUGCUGGGCACCGAUCAUCAGGGCACUGAUCAUCAGUGCCCUGAUGAUCGGUGCCGAUCCCCGCUCUGACAACUGCCGGUUCUCGGCAGUACUUUCCUCACGAUCUGACAGCAUGAGGAAAGUGCAGCCGAGAACCGGCACUUGC
Molecule: messenger RNA, 344 nt
Organism: Staurois parvus
Lineage: Eukaryota; Metazoa; Chordata; Amphibia; Anura; Ranidae
Source: the annotation of a GenBank genome assembly